Messenger RNA from Larimichthys crocea (large yellow croaker), 957 nucleotides. RefSeq names its product chymotrypsin-C-like. Gene Ontology annotation, biological process: proteolysis. The record is from RefSeq and is a predicted model, not a curated record. Gene Ontology annotation, molecular function: serine-type endopeptidase activity. Lineage: Eukaryota; Metazoa; Chordata; Actinopteri; Sciaenidae. The coding region runs from base 79 to 879 and encodes 266 amino acids. The transcript is spliced from 8 exons.
UUUGAUCCAGUUUUUGUGGUUACAUAACAUCACAGAAGGUAUAAAGGUUUUACUUUAAAGUGUAGAGAUACAGACACGAUGAAGUUUGUGGUUUUCGCUCUCCUUGUUGCUGGUGCCUACGGGUGUGGCCUGCCCACCUUCCCCCCUGUGGUGACCAGGGUGGUUGGAGGAGAAGAUGUCAGGCCUAACAGCUGGCCCUGGCAGAUUUCUCUGCAGUACAACAGACAGGGAGAAUGGAGACACACCUGUGGAGGUACUCUGAUCUCUAGCCAGUGGGUUCUUACCGCAGCUCACUGUAUCAGCAAUGGCAGGGAGUACAGAGUGGCCAUGGGAAAGCACAACCUGGUCCAGACAGAGGAGAGUGCUGUGUUCAUGGGCACCGCUAACAUCAUUGUGCAUGAGAAGUGGAACCCCUUUUUCAUUCGUAAUGACAUUGCCCUGAUUAAGCUGGAGUCUCCUGUCACCUUCUCUGAUGCCAUCAUGGCUGCUUGUAUGCCUGAUGCUGGCGUCGUCCUUCCCCAUAACGAGCCCUGCUACGUCACUGGAUGGGGUCGCACCUACACCGGAGGUCCCAUUGCUGACAUCCUGCAGCAGGCUCUUCUGCCAGUGGUGGACCACGCCACCUGCACCAAGCCUGACUGGUGGGGUUUUCAGGUGAAGGACACCAUGGUCUGUGCAGGUGGAGAUGGAGUUGUGUCGGGCUGCAACGGCGACUCUGGUGGACCUUUGAACUGUCAGAACACUAGUGGUGCCUGGGAGGUUCAUGGCAUUGUCAGCUUUGGCUCCGGGCUCAGCUGCAACCUCGCCAAGAAGCCCACUGUCUUCACCAAAGUCAGCUCCUACAUCGACUGGAUCAACUCUAAAAUGGUGGCCUACUGAGAGGACAGACUUUCGGGGAUCAUAUAAAAUAAAUAAAAUGUGGAACUAUAAAUGAAAUAAGAUGUUUGUGUCAUUUCA